Dinoponera quadriceps is the source of this 3256-nucleotide messenger RNA. RefSeq names its product histone deacetylase complex subunit SAP130-A (gene Sap130). NCBI's taxonomy places the organism in Eukaryota, Metazoa, Arthropoda, Insecta, Hymenoptera, Formicidae. The transcript is spliced from 10 exons. Gene Ontology annotation, biological process: negative regulation of transcription by RNA polymerase II. The coding region runs from base 395 to 2896 and encodes 833 amino acids. The record is from RefSeq and is a predicted model, not a curated record. Gene Ontology annotation, cellular component: Sin3-type complex.
UGCAGGCGCUAUAAACUUAUAGCGAUGCUGAGUGUUUCACAGAGAUUGAAAAAUGUUUUUUGCGGCGUAACGUCAAAUAGGUGUUUUAGCAUCCGAGAGUUUUGUGCGCGAGUGAAUGAACAGUUAGAUAAUAUUUUUUUCGUUUCCGUAUUUUUCACGCAGGUUUUAUGCAUCUUUGUAUCAGGCAACAUUCGUUAACGAUAUACUGACUGCUGUCAGAUCGAAACAAGCAAAACCACUAUUUUGUUCCGUAAAACUCGUCCUUUCACUUGAGAAUGUGUAAGAUAUAUAGGCCACUGCGUAAUAUUCAUCAAAUGCGAAUUUCUCAACCCUGCGUUAACGAAGCGGUGUAACCUCCAAAACUAUUUGACUCUCGAGAUACAUACAUGUAACUAUGAAUACAACAUUGGGCUCUGUAAAUAGUGGUGAUAAACGUUUGCUGGAAACAACUGUGCAAACUGUAGCGCAAAAUUUAACUACAAUGCAGAAUGUACCAAAUGUACAGAAUGUACAAAGUGUGGUUCAGAGCAGUAUUCAAAGUAUUCAAUCGACACAGACUAUUGUUGGAUCAGUAGGAACUUCCAGUCUUGUUGGCAAGUCAGUGUCAUUAGACAUGAACCCCAAGUUAUCCUUAAUGAAACCUGUAGUGCCAUCUGGUACUACAUCAUCUACGGACACCAGUAAAAUAACUACGUUAUGUCCUGUAGGAUCUACAGUAAGAAUCAUACCGCCAGGAAUGCUAAACACUGUAGAAAGGCAAAACCAAUCACAAUCUCAACAAUUAACGCAACAAAUCAGUAUGCCUGCCACAUAUCACGUACCAAGGGGACCUGCAGCGGUCGCUAAUAUCUCUGCACCCAGAUCAACAGUUGCUACUCCGAUCGUCAGAGCGAACACGGGACAGACCGUGCCCACUACUAGAUCGUGUAACACGACAAUUUCUAAUCCUCAAUGGCAACCGAAAACAACAUCCGUCGUGUACGCGCAACCACAAAGACAUCCUACAACUCCUUCGGUCAACAGAAUGUCCAGGCCAUCAUCCGUGUAUACAGGACAACAACCACGACUAAUUACACCGAGCAGUCAAGGCAGAUCCGUUCAAGCCACCAUUACUGGUAGUCCGUCCAGAUUAGUAUCGCCCAUUCUGCAAACAAACAAUAGCAUUACCACCAGACUUCCGCUUGCACAAAGCAGACCACCGACGCCCCAAGUGGUAACGGUGACACAGACUUCGCAACUUGGAAGAUCAUCGGCACAGACCAUUCAACCAACCAGUCAGUCCAGCAGACCUCUAACUACGACAGGUGCCGCGAAACGUGUAGCUGUAUCUGCUUCUGUUGUAGAAACAACAAACAGAAUAAGUAGUACAUCUGCAGUUACGGUCGAACCCACGGUAGGUCGACAAUUGUCAAUUAACACAGUGGCCGGGCCGUCGACCGGCACUGUUAGCCACAUUGUUAUACCUUCACAACAGGUUCAACAGCAACAAGGUGCGUCUCGUGUUGUUCAAACUGUCACAUCCUUGUCGAAUCUCAGCACCGUGUCGCAAGUGAUCACCACAACCGCGAACACGUCGAACGCGACGCGCAUAUUGCAAACAGUCCCGACUACGGUCGCAAGGAUCACUGGUAUGUCUUUGCAUCCUUUGCCGCUGGUACCGGUGAGAGCCACAACAGCACCAGUCAAGGCCGCACAGUCCCAAAAUAUUGGACAAACUGUGCAGAUUAAGUCGCCGCAACAAGCUAGCUUACGCGUGUCAACUACUGGUACAAACAACAGCACAGUUACCACUAGUGCUCAGCCAGUUCAGGGACAAUAUAUACAUCCACCACAUACUACUACAUACUAUUCUUUUGACAACUACCAUUCACCAUAUCGACAAACCCCGACAGUACAACCAGUAAGGUUGUUAGUUGAACCGGGAUAUGAGGAACCACACAGUAAACCUAACGCAUCUCCCAGACCAAGUAUCUUGAGAAAGAGAGAUCAUGAUAAUUCACCAAUCAAAGGUGCAGCUAAAAAUCUAGUUCCUCUAUUAGCGUCAUUACCAUCGAGUAGAUCGACUUCUAGUCCACCGUGUUCUCCGAGAGGAGAUCAGGAUGGUGGCGGUUGUCCAAGUUCAGGGUCCACAACUGUAUCUGCGACGUCCUCACCGGGUCUUGACGAAGAACUGGAACAAUCUAGAAUUACGAUUAAUCCUGCUGGAGAAAUGUCACCGAGGAAGAAACCUCGCAAACAACAACUCACGGGCGUAGAAUUAACCGAACCGAGAUGUACAGAAGUGGUAAUGGAAUUUUUCACCGAACAAAAAGCAAAGAGAGAAAUAAAAGAAGAAUUGAAAGAAAAGUCGCCUGACAAGAAACAUACUCCCAAUGUGCAUAGAGACAUUAAAUCACCUACUCAACAAGCAGAAGUUACAAUACGGUUGCGGCCUAUGCCAAGUUUGUUAGGAGGUUUUUGGAAAAAUAAGUAUGGAAAUAGUAGGCUACAUCAUUACAGAAGACCGAGUGAUGUUCGACCACGUGAAGAGAGAAGACCUACAGUUGCCGAACUGGCACAACAGAAGCAUGUAUUACAAAAACUUAAUGGAUGGAAAGUUUAUCAUCUCUCUGCGCAAAUGGAAGAGUUUGCAGAGCUUGAGAAACAAGCACACGAAAAAUUAAAAAUGACGCUAAUGCUACUCGAAUCGCAGCAAACUUCUAAAAGCAGACAUAUUGAUGGGCUCGAACGUGUAAAUGACUUGAUUAAAGGGAAUUUGCAACGCAGUACUUUAAUCAGUGAGGGCAUGAAUGAAGCACGUUUGCAACUCAACGCUAUAUUUCAACACAAACAACCCAUUACUGAGAUUUUACAACGUUGCGGUAACAAACGGGCCCAGAAGAAGAGGGAUAAGUGAGCUAUUGUGCAAAACAAAUACAAGUAGGAUAUAUGCAGAUAACAUUUAUUAACACGUUCUGUACUGCGUAGGUGAUAGAUGAUCCAUGUUACCAAACCUAUACAUAUGUUUAUAAAGUUAUUAUAUGCGUUUAUAAGGAUAUGUCUUAUAAUACUUACAAAAUUAUAUAAAAAUUUUGAUUAUUAAGAAAAAAGAAGGUACAAAUUGUAUUAUAAAGCGAAACAAAUAUUUUUAUGUUAACAACUUAAAUAGCGUGCGUGGAAAGUCGAUGUAAAAUUAACGCGGUAUGGAAUGUGUUAAAGGCAAAUUGACGAAGGAAGACUUUAUUUUUAUCUGUGUCACAGAAUCUAUAUAAGAAUA